Strongylus vulgaris is the source of this 369-nucleotide messenger RNA. NCBI's taxonomy places the organism in Eukaryota, Metazoa, Nematoda, Chromadorea, Rhabditida, Strongylidae. The record is from the annotation of a GenBank genome assembly.
AUGAAUCUUGUGAAACCUACUUCCUUAACCACUGCUCAUCCGACAGCACGCUUCACAGAGAGUGUAAGACUAACAACGCGAGCAUCUGCCCACUUAGAUGUGUCAACAUCUGAUGUAGAACUUAACCAGGCUGGCCCAUACGACACUUUACCUGAACAGGAAUUGAUCAAAAAAGCACCAGUACCAACUGAAUAUUUAAAACACGAAAAACUCAAGAGGAGAAGAGUAGCUGCUCGAGCAAGACCAAGACUUUGGAAGAAGAAAGCUGCGAGGAGUCGACCGCAAAAGAUUAUCCGAAGAAGAGUAUCCGGAAGAAACAUACAUAAAUAUCGACAGAAAAAGAAGAAGCAGCAAAGGAGACCUGUGUAG